Molecule: messenger RNA, 1326 nt
Organism: Solanum tuberosum (potato)
Lineage: Eukaryota; Viridiplantae; Streptophyta; Magnoliopsida; Solanales; Solanaceae
Exons: 2
Coding region: 116-733 (205 amino acids)
Molecular function (GO): RNA binding
Source: RefSeq, a predicted model, not a curated record
AAUUUGUAUAAGUCUGGCCUAAUACGAUUUACAUUUUCGGUAUUAUUUAUGAAAAGAAUAAAUAGUCCAAAAUCUCUUGUCCAACUUCUCCAAAGACCAAGUAGAACCCAAAAUCAUGGGCCGCAAGAGAGACAGAACCCACUUCAAUCGCCACGUCCCGUACUCCUUCCCCAAGCGCCGCCGUCCAACACCAAUCACCGACGAUCCAUUGCCGGUGCCGGAAGACAACUCAUCGUCCACCAAGCAACAGCCGGCUACUGUGGUGGUUAUUGGGGUUCCUUCUGAAUGCUCUGUGCUCGACAUUAAAUCUCGUUUUGAGAUUUAUGGAUCCAUCUCUCGAACUCGUAUGGACCCUAAUGGUCUCGCUCAUAUCACUUUCCGUUCCAAUGAUUCUGCCCAAUCUGCUGUUGAAGCUGCCGAAGAUUCAUCUUUCCCCAUUACUCUCCACUCCAAGCCUGUUCAGGUAAUAUGGGCAACUGACCAUGCAUCACAGUGGAAAGAAGGUGUGAUGCGAAAGGAUGAACUAUCCACAUCAACGGUUGCAUCGAAGCUAGUUAAAGCAGAAGUGCCACUAAGUAGGCACGGAAGAAGUAAUCGACUGGGAUCAGCAAUUGUGAACCCCCGAGAUGAGGAUAAUGAUAAUGCUGGCGGUAAUGUUCGUGCACAUGUUAGUACAAGGCUGGUUGAGCCUUACAAGGGUAGGGAAAUUGUUGCCUAUGAUGAUAUUUUGUAACUUAAGGUCGUUGUUUGAGGGAUUGCCUCACUUGUAACAUUAGCUAUAUGGCUUUAGGUAAAUGUUGAGUUUUUAUUGCAGAUUAGUUGGGUGAUUUUCAGUUCUAGUUGUUCUUUCAAAUAAGGUUCCUAUCUUGUUUGUUUUUCUUCUGUGUGUAAUACUAGCACUAAAAAAUGAUCAUGUACGUAAGAUUUUUUUUUCCAUUUGAGUAUGUAAUUCAUGUAGGCUUCUGUCUUAGCAAAUAAGAUGCUGGUCCUUGAUUUGGAUUUUGUCGAAAAGAUAGAUGUUACUACACUUGGGUUCCUCAAUACUUGUACUUGCACCAUACUGCUUGGAAGAAGUUUGCAGCGUUGAUGAGUUUUCACAUUACAUUUUUAGGAUUCUCCUACGUAAAGGGGAUGUAGAAGAAUCUGCUUUUUCUGUCAUGGCUUUUAGCUUGUGUAAUAUAUAGAAGGCAGCCACAUGCCACAUAAUCUUGUAGAGCUAAUUCACCCUGUGUUAAUUAUCUUUUCUGGUAAGUACUGAUGGCACAUUUGAAACCUUCUUGUUGACUAUUUUGGAGACAUGUAACUAUGACACAAAAAGUUGUUAUA